Messenger RNA from Pocillopora damicornis (cauliflower coral), 1929 nucleotides. Its product is annotated as ATP synthase F(1) complex subunit alpha, mitochondrial. Gene Ontology annotation, molecular function: ATP binding; ADP binding; proton-transporting ATP synthase activity, rotational mechanism. Lineage: Eukaryota; Metazoa; Cnidaria; Anthozoa; Scleractinia; Pocilloporidae. Gene Ontology annotation, biological process: proton transmembrane transport; proton motive force-driven ATP synthesis. The record is from RefSeq and is a predicted model, not a curated record.
GCCCCACUAGAAGGUCACGUGGUCUGAUAUACUUCUCUCUGGCAGAGGUAGCAGCGUGGACAUUUGCCGGAAAAUAGUCUUUGCAAUCAUGCUUUCAUCACGACUCACGUCCAUUUUAACGAGAAGUUUGGCGAGAAGAACACCUCAGAUUUAUCAUGGAUCCCUUGGUGCAGUAUCAGUUGCUGUACGAAAUAUAACAUCAUCUAGUCCACACUUUGCAAGUAGUGGGACUGCAGAGGUGUCUUCAAUCUUGGAACAAAGAAUUUUAGGGUCUGCACAGAAGGCUGAACUGGAAGAAACUGGACGCGUUCUGUCCAUUGGUGAUGGUAUUGCUCGUGUUUAUGGCCUUAAAAAUAUUCAGGCAGAAGAGAUGGUGGAGUUCUCAAGUGGUCUCAAGGGUAUGGCUUUGAACUUGGAACCUGACAAUGUUGGUGUGGUGGUAUUUGGAAAUGACAAGCUUAUUAAGGAAGGAGAUGUUGUAAAGAGAACAGGGGCUAUUGUAGAUGUACCUGUUGGGGAAGGGAUGUUAGGGAGAGUGGUAGAUGCAUUGGGUAACCCAAUUGAUGGCAAGGGAACACUGGCUGACACCACACGAGCUCGUGUAGGAAUCAAGGCUCCUGGUAUCAUUCCUCGUACAUCUGUGAAUGAACCUAUGUUGACUGGUAUCAAGGCUGUGGACAGCUUAGUUCCUAUUGGACGAGGACAGCGAGAACUUAUUAUUGGAGACAGACAGACUGGCAAAACUGCCAUUGCUAUUGAUACCAUCAUCAAUCAGAAGAAAUUUAAUGAAGGAACAGAUGAAAAAAAGAAACUCUAUUGCAUAUAUGUGGCUAUUGGACAGAAGAGAAGUACUGUUGCUCAGCUGGUGAAGAGAUUGACAGAUGCUGAUGCUAUGAAAUACACCAUUGUGGUAAGUGCUACUGCCUCAGAUGCUGCCCCUCUACAGUAUUUGGCUCCUUACUCUGGUUGUGCUAUGGGAGAAUACUUCAGAGACAAUGGAAAACAUGCUUUGAUCAUAUAUGAUGACUUGUCAAAACAGGCUGUGGCGUAUCGUCAGAUGUCACUUCUAUUGCGUAGACCCCCUGGUCGUGAAGCCUACCCAGGUGAUGUGUUCUACCUUCACUCGCGUCUCUUGGAGAGAGCAGCAAAAAUGAAUGAUGACAACAAGGGAGGUUCCCUGACUGCACUUCCAGUUAUUGAAACUCAGGCAGGUGAUGUGUCAGCAUAUAUUCCAACCAAUGUGAUUUCCAUCACUGAUGGUCAGAUCUUCUUGGAGACAGAGCUGUUUUACAAAGGUAUCCGUCCUGCUAUCAAUGUGGGUUUGUCUGUGAGCAGAGUGGGGUCUGCUGCCCAAACCAAGGCCAUGAAACAGGUUGCUGGAUCCAUGAAACUUGAGCUUGCACAGUAUCGUGAAGUGGCAGCUUUUGCUCAGUUUGGUUCUGAUCUGGAUGCUGCUACUCAGUCCCUCCUCAACCGAGGUGUCCGUCUCACUGAACUUCUUAAGCAAGGACAGUACGUGCCAAUGGAAAUCGCAGAGCAAGUGGCCGUGAUCUAUGCUGGCGUUAGGGGUCAUCUUGAUAAGGUGGACCCUUCCCGCAUCACAGCGUUUGAAGAAGCUUUCCUGAAACACAUCCGCACAUCACAGAAGGAUCUUAUCGAGACCAUCAGGAAGGAGGGUGUCAUCUCAGAAGACACAGAUGCUAAGCUCAAGAAGGUCGUCACAGAGUUCAUCGCAUCUUUUGAAUAAUUUUUCUUAAAAGUGUUAAUAUUUUUUUCAACCGCAGCUUGUGUUAAAUGUGUCCUUUUACGAAAUCAACUUGCCAGUUGUUUUGGCGGUGCUAGGAAAAUAAAAAGAAACUGAACUGGAGACAAGAUACAUGCUGCGUCGUGUUAACAGUGCUUUGUUAAUAAACUACAUUCAUAACUGUA